UAUCAUAAAACCUUCCACCUCCAAUCUCUUUCUUCCUCUAUAUAUGUGAUUACACACCCCCAUGGAUUCUUCUGUGUGACUUUCUGAAAGUGACUGACCCCAACUUCUCCUUCUCCUCCUUUCUCUCUCCCUUCGUACUUUUAAACCUCUUGAUUCUUUAUACGAACAAACAUCAAAUUAUAUACUCUUUCACAAACCCUGCAGACUUACUCAACUAAACCGAAUGAUCUCUCAAAAAAUGCCUUCAAAUCCUCCUAAAUCCUCUAUUUUACUCCAGAGAAUCAACAACACGGCCACCACCACCGCCACCACAGCUAACAGACUUUGCCAGAAAGGCUUCCAAAAGCGCUUUCCUUUAACGUCUGCCACCCCCGUGCCCGACACCAUCGCACGUUACCACGUCCACGCCGUGGGUCCCAACCAGUGCUGCUCCUCCGUCGUCCAGCUGAUCGCUGCUCCUGUCUCCACCGUCUGGUCAGUGGUUCGCCGCUUCGAUAACCCACAAGCUUACAAACACUUCGUCAAGAGCUGCCACGUCAUCAACGGCGACGGCGACGUCGGUACUCUACGUGAGGUGCACGUCAUCUCCGGACUCCCAGCCGCUAACAGCACCGAGCGUCUCGAGAUCCUAGACGACGAGCGCCACGUCAUCAGCUUCAGCGUGGUGGGCGGUGACCACAGACUCGCGAAUUACAAGUCCGUUACAACGCUCCAUCCUUCACCUGCCGGUAACGGAACGGUGGUGAUCGAGUCGUACGUGGUGGACGUGCCACCGGGCAACACAAAAGAAGACACCUGCGUGUUCGUGGACACCAUUGUACGUUGCAAUCUCCAGUCACUCGCUCAGAUCGCCGACAAUCUAGCGAGACGCAACCUCAAC
Messenger RNA from Pistacia vera, 880 nucleotides. RefSeq names its product abscisic acid receptor PYL4-like. The transcript has a single exon. NCBI's taxonomy places the organism in Eukaryota, Viridiplantae, Streptophyta, Magnoliopsida, Sapindales, Anacardiaceae. Gene Ontology annotation, cellular component: cytoplasm; nucleus. The record is from RefSeq and is a predicted model, not a curated record. Gene Ontology annotation, molecular function: abscisic acid binding; protein phosphatase inhibitor activity; signaling receptor activity. Gene Ontology annotation, biological process: abscisic acid-activated signaling pathway. The annotation marks the transcript as partial.